Molecule: messenger RNA, 1000 nt
Organism: Silurus meridionalis
Lineage: Eukaryota; Metazoa; Chordata; Actinopteri; Siluriformes; Siluridae
Gene: fibina
Product: fin bud initiation factor a
Exons: 1
Coding region: 16-708 (230 amino acids)
Source: RefSeq, a predicted model, not a curated record
UAAUAUGAGAGGAAUAUGGGAGUGAAAGGCUUUGGAGUUCACACUGCCAUCACAUCACUCUCUGCUCAGCACGCGGCGGUAACGAUGCUGCCUGUGUUCCAGCCGCUCGCUUUAGCCCUGCUCUCACUGCCUGUUUGUAGCGCAGUGUAUUCUGGCCCACUUCAGGCCGAGAUAUCGAACGGCACCUUUCACCACUUCUUCGUUCCCGACGGCGACUACGAGGAGACUGAGGACCCGGAGAAAUGCCAGAUGCUGUUUAAAUGGCUGGACCGCGCGCCGUGUUUAGCGGAAGAGGACCGGGAUUCGGUUAUCCGCGACGACUUCAUCAUCAUCAAGCAACAGGUCGAGGACUCGGCUCGAGUUCUGGAGAGUCUCGGAAGAACUGUCUUAUACGACCUGGAUGGAGAGGAUACGUACAGCAAGUACCUGAGGAAAGAGAUCGAUCAAAUAACUGAGGCUUUUGCCGGUGUCGAGAAAUCCCUCGUGGAGCUCGAGGUGAAAUUCAAGCAAGGUCAGGAGUCGGAGCAGAAAGAGGAGCAGGAGUUCACUAAAACCCUGCUGAAGCCCAUGCAGAGUGUGAGGAGCUCCCUGCAGGAGACAAUGGACAUCUCCUCUGGCCUCAAGGACAAACACGAGCUCAUCUCACUCAUCAUUCGCAGCCAUGGCACCAGGUUAAACCGACUUAAAAACGAGUACUUGAACAUUUAGAUUGAUUUAAGAAAUAAUUUUUUAUCCUAGUCAUUUAAGCUGCUUUAGACACUAAAAGGUUUGAAGUGAUAGUGUGUCAUUUUUAUAAAAAUCUUAACUCAAAUAGGAAAGUACAAAUAUAUGGGUUGGGCGGAUGUUUCUGAAGACACCUCAGGAAAACGAUGUAUCUGAACAUUGUUAAGGAAGUGACUAUCCAAAAAGUCAUGAACUGUGGAGACUAAAUGGCACUGUGAUACCUUGAUUUACUGGCUUGUUGAGUUAUUGUCAUUUAAAAUAUGUUUACUUGCAACGA